This is a messenger RNA of Halteromyces radiatus, 1907 nucleotides long. RefSeq lists its product as uncharacterized. Bases 57 to 1757 code for a protein of 566 amino acids. The record is from RefSeq and is a predicted model, not a curated record. NCBI's taxonomy places the organism in Eukaryota, Fungi, Mucoromycota, Mucoromycetes, Mucorales, Cunninghamellaceae. Gene Ontology annotation, molecular function: RNA binding; zinc ion binding. The transcript is spliced from 3 exons. Gene Ontology annotation, cellular component: catalytic step 2 spliceosome.
UUUUUUUUUUUCCUCUUUACUUUCUUUUUCUCUCUUGUCUUUUUCUUUUGUUUUUUAUGACACCAUCGGCAACGGAGAGACAGAAAGUAUUAGAUAUUCUUUAUAAUGUUUUAUCCAAUCCUCAUGAAACUAUAGGCAAUCCUUUGGCUUACAUUAUACUCGAAGCGAAAGAAGGUUAUUGUGGAAUAGAACUUCUCAAAAGUUCCGUAACCGAACUCAAUCACUACCCGUCGCAAUAUAUCAAACAUUGUAUCGAAAACACAAAAGGUACUCAACCAGUAGAACCACGCUUAGAACUCAACAAUGACCGAUCAAAAGUGCGUAUCAAACGGACCGUUGACCUCAGCAAGGUAUCAAAUGAAACAGAUCCUUUGGGAUUUACCCUCAAUGCAUCGACUUCUUCAGCAACCUCACCAACACUAAAGACAGAUAAUAUGGAACGAUUAGCCAGUUCUAGCUUGUCUCUCUCUGAAGGUCAGUUCAAACCAUAUAAACCUUCGUACAACUUUCAAGGUUUCUACGAUUUAGAAGACGAAGAAGACCAUUCCGACAACAACUCAAACGACAAUGAUAUGUUUAAUACCAACGACAAUCAACUGACUCUUUUACCCGUGGUUUAUGAUAAUGGAAAGUUUUAUCAAGAUGCCUCUUUCUUCAAUUCCCAAGCAAGUGAGUCAGUCAAAUUGAUUCCUAUGUAUGAAAAAAUAGAUAUCCCUGCCAUUGGUGGAUCAAACAAAGGAUCUUUAGUAGAGAUAGAAAAAGUCUGUUGGAAUUGUGAAUUACCUGGACAUAGUGUACAAUCAUGUCCUGAACCAUAUGACAGAGAACAAGUAAGGAAGAAUCGUGAAGAAUAUAUGAUGAACUCUACUGGAUCGACCUUGACGGAAAGACGCUAUUAUCAGUAUUUUGAACAACUACAACAAGUAUCUGGGCUUUUGCCUGGUAGAUUGUCAGAAACUUUAAGGGCAGCCUUGGGACUGCGGCAUGCUAAUGAUCAUCCUCCUUAUUAUAGACAUAUGGGACAAGUUGGAUAUCCUCCUGGUUACAUUGGAACUCGCAAAGAUCAAGAACGUGUAAUGAACCUGGUGACUGGAAAAUUGAUGGAUGAAGACACACCAGACCUGAAGAUAUUUGACGAUUAUGAUGAAAAGAAUGAUAAUAACGACAACGAUAACAAGGAAUUGGAACUGACAAAGCAAAUAUGUGAUUCUCAAGCAGAAGAAGUAACGGAAAGAUUUCAAAUGGUGAGCUAUCCUGGAUUAUAUGAAUAUCAAGCAGAACAACAGCAAUUGAAUAUAUACCGACAAUUUUAUGUAGAAUCCACUCGCCCAAUGAAACGCCCUCGUCAAGAACAGCAGGAAGAAUUACAAAAUUAUUUUCAUCAUCAUUUAACCAAUCAAUCACACUAUCGACAAUCUCGUUACCGCUCAUAUCAACCGCAAGAGUAUGAUGUACAUCAUCGGCAUCAGUUUUAUCAACAAGAUCAGUCAUAUCAACAAUCACAGUAUAGAAUACAGCAGGAACAACAGUAUUAUUCACAACAAUAUUCACAGUAUAUCACAUAUGGACAGCAGAACGAAUAUUAUGGUCAAUAUGAUUACUAUGGACAACAAUCAAAUAUUUAUCAAUCAGAUCAAUCCUCACUACCAAAUAAUAUCCCUAUUACAUCAUCGUCACCUUCUACUCCUCCUCCUCCUCCUCCUCUUAAUGAACUUGAUAUAGAUGAUGAUAUUCCGCCACCACCACCACCUGCAUAAAAGAUUCCCAUUAACAAUCACUGUUAGAUUAUGAACCUUAUUCCUAAUUUUAUUUAAUUUAGAUGAUCAUUCUCCCUCUCAACAUGACUAUCAUUUAUCGCUUUGUAUAUAGACAAAAAUAUAUAUUGUAAAAUAAACAACCUAUUAUCA